Messenger RNA from Agrilus planipennis (emerald ash borer), 1138 nucleotides. Its product is annotated as UDP-glucose 4-epimerase-like. Gene Ontology annotation, cellular component: cytosol. The coding region runs from base 1 to 639 and encodes 212 amino acids. The record is from RefSeq and is a predicted model, not a curated record. Lineage: Eukaryota; Metazoa; Arthropoda; Insecta; Coleoptera; Buprestidae. Gene Ontology annotation, biological process: beta-D-galactose catabolic process via UDP-galactose, Leloir pathway. The transcript is spliced from 3 exons. Gene Ontology annotation, molecular function: UDP-glucose 4-epimerase activity.
AUGGGGGGGGCUGACACUGAGGUCCGGAGACUUGCUGCGAAUGAGAUUGCAGCCUCAGGGAGAGAAGAUAAAGCCGGUUUCUUUCAGAAUUUGGGUGUUUCUGACGAAUUAGGGAUAGAGUGGAAAGUAAUUCUUUUGAGGUAUUUUAAUCCAGUUGGUGCACAUGAGUCUGGUGAAAUUGGUGAAGAUCCUUCAGGAAUUCCUAAUAAUUUAAUGCCAUAUAUAGCACAGGUUGCUGUGGGCCGACGAGAAAAGGUAUAUGUGUUUGGGAAUGAUUAUCCGACGCCAGAUGGCACGGGUGUUCGUGAUUAUAUUCACAUUACUGACUUAGCAAUUGGUCAUGUACAAGCUUUGACAAAAUUAAACGAUACAACGUUUUUCGGUUGGAAAGCAUUUAAUUUAGGUACAGGCAGAGGUUAUUCCGUUUUGGAUGUUAUAAAUGCCUUUAGCAAGGCAUCAGGAAAAAUUAUCAAGCAUGAGUUUGUAAAUAGAAGGGAAGGUGAUGUAGCUGCUAGUUUCGCGGAUGCCUCGUUGGCGAAAAUAGAGUUGAAUUGGACAGCCACGAGAGGCAUAGAUGAAAUGUGCAAGGAUACAUGGAAUUGGCAAUCGAAAAAUCCCAAUGGAUUUAAAAAGAAGUGAUAGUAAGCAAUCGUAUCAGCAUAAUAUUUCUUAGCGGGGUUAUAUUUGUACAUAUGGGUGGUCAGUUGAUACAUAAGGAGUAUUUCUAUUUGCAUUUUGUUAUUUAUUCCAAAAUAGCUAAUAGUCUGUAUACUUACAUGUAUAGACAUUUAGCUAAAGUCGCCAAAAGGGUGAUAUUAUUUGCAAGAAUAUUUUAUUUUUACAGUUUUGGACGCAAUGUUUGUUAAAUAAUGUUAAAAUUUGAAAUGAUUUUAUUACAAAUAACUAGAUAUUUUUUUUUAUUACAAUUACAACCUUUGUCACAAAAAAAACAUUUCUGGUCAGUGCCAGUAGAAGCUAUAAAAAAGUUUUACAUAUUUCCCAAGGCAUUUUUAACAACACCAAUGAGAUAUGAAGUGCCAUUUUUAUUUAUUCUGUUAAAAUCAAAUAGUCACUUCGUAAAUUAUUAACAUCUAAUGUGUUCGUGUAUAUUGUAUAUAUUAUAUACAUAUAUUUUUAU